Molecule: messenger RNA, 674 nt
Organism: Symbiodinium natans
Lineage: Eukaryota; Dinophyceae; Suessiales; Symbiodiniaceae
Source: the annotation of a GenBank genome assembly
AUGAUCCUGGUGGUUGGUGCCCCGCACGCAUCUUUUGCGGGAGGGUUCUUCCCCUUCCUCCCCUCGGUGGAGUACCACAAUGAGAUGAACUCUGUCGAGGAGAUGGUCCAGCGGCUUCUGCAAAGCUACCAGAAGCGUCAGGCAGCUGAGGAUCCGCCCCUGCGCGUGGAAGUGAUACCGGAGGAUUCGGCUCCCGGCCUGCUGGCUGACGGCGCGCUGGCACAGGCGCUCCAGGUGCCUGUUUCUUUUGCUGAAGGCGAGUCCGUUGGCUACGUCACGGAGCAAGCGGUGAAGCGGCUGAAAACCAUGCGGAACAACUUGGAGGCCUUGGUAUUCAUCCACGGCUUCAACUGCGACUUAGCCACAGCCAUGGGGCGAAUUGCACAAACCUUCUCCUUGGGCAACAUGGCGCCGCACAUUGUCCCCUUCGUCUUCAGCUACUCGGGAGGCACGGAGCUGUCCUACUUCCAGGUGAAGGCGCACUUCAAGGACUACGGGAACGAGCUCGCCGAGUUUCUCAGAAGCCUCCGGAAAUACUUCUGCGAGGUACAUAUCCUGACGCACUCCUGCGGGGCCGAGUUCCUCUUCGCGAACUGGUCGGCCAUAGCUGACUGCUUUCUGCCCUCACGACGGAAAAGGUCCAGGAGUUCCUCUGGGCCGGGUCCCUCCGGCAG